Molecule: messenger RNA, 1624 nt
Organism: Physeter macrocephalus (sperm whale)
Lineage: Eukaryota; Metazoa; Chordata; Mammalia; Artiodactyla; Physeteridae
Gene: RPUSD4
Product: RNA pseudouridine synthase D4
Exons: 7
Coding region: 66-1196 (376 amino acids)
Biological process (GO): enzyme-directed rRNA pseudouridine synthesis
Molecular function (GO): pseudouridine synthase activity; RNA binding
Source: RefSeq, a predicted model, not a curated record
ACUCCCUCCUCCCUCUAGUCCGUCUUCUGCGCGUGGGCUUGGCUCGCGCCUCCCUUCUCGGCAAGAUGGCGGCUUCUAGCUGUAGCGCGCCUGGCCUCUGGGUCCGGGGUUCCUGGCAGCGUCUGGGGACUCUCUUCACUUUCGUCUCAAAGCCACUUUGUUCCGCUGCUGCUGCCUCUCGGCCCCUGGAUGCGCAGCGAUUAGCGGAGAGGCUUCGAGCCCAGAAACAGGAACAAAAGACGAAGAAGCCGGUGCCCACAAACCCUAUUCAGCGGAGAGUGCAAGAACUACUGCGGUUCACAGAGCAGCUGCAGCGCGUCCACCCCAACGUGCUUGCUAAGGCGCUGAGCCGAGGACUUGUCCACCAGGACAAGGACCUUGUGGUCAUCAAUAAGCCCUACGGUCUCCCUGUGCAUGGUGGCCCUGGGGUCCGGCUCUGCAUCAGUGAUGUACUGCCUGUCUUGGCGAAGAUGCUUCGCGGCCACAAGGCAGAGCCCUUGCAUCUGUGCCAUCGGCUGGACAAGGAAACUACAGGCGUAAUGGUGUUGGCUUGGGAAAAAGAAGUGGCGCAUCAAGUCCAAGAGUUGUUUAGAACCCGUCAGGUGACAAAGAAGUACUGGGCCGUCACGAUGCGCGCCCCGGUGCCCUCAGCAGGAGUCGUGGACAUUCCCAUCAUUGAGAAGGAGGUGCAGGGCCAGGAACGACACCACAAGAUGACGCUGUCCCCGAGCUACUGCAUGGACAAUGGGAAGAUAGUGAGGGUACGGACCAACAGGAACGCACACCUGGCUGUGACUCAGUACCAGGUGCUGAGCAGCACUCUCUCCUCCGCCCUCUUGGAGCUCCAGCCAAUUACCGGAAUAAAACAUCAGCUUCGAGUUCACCUGUCUUUUGGAUUGGAUUGCCCAGUCCUUGGUGAUCACAAGUACUCAGACUGGAACAGGCUGGCCCCCCAGAAGCUGUCUGCCUGCAUCCUGAAGAAGCUGGGGCUGCCGCAGUCCAAGGCCCGCCACAUCCCCCUUCACCUGCAUGCCUGCCAGCUGACUCUGCCUGCCCUUCAGGCCGGGAAGGAGGAACUCAACUUGGUCUGCAAGCCUCCUCGAUACUUUGUCCAUUCCCUGCACCGUCUGGGCUUAAAGAUGCCGAGUCGGGAUCAAAAUGGGGACGAGGAAGCCACACACUCAGGAGCACGGUGAAGACAGUUGGGCAGUUUGCCCUGAAUUCUUCUCUCUGUUUAAAGGACUCUGCUAACUUCUCACUUGGGACAGACUCCAGAAGAGCCAGGCUUGAUGAGUUGAAGAAGCAGCUGCUUCAGGGCUCUCACUGGGGACGAGUGUCUGUUUUUCGACACUCUGGCCACAUGCUGGAAAAGCCAGCAGGCAGUCUCCCUGCUUCAGAGUGGGAGAGAGCCCAGGACCAGGAGAACUAAAGCACAGAAUCUGUGAUCAGGAACUGUUUUCACCCAACAAUAAAGCUCUUGAUCUGUCAGGAAAGUUCCUGUGGUUGGAGAGAACAUAAUGGUUGUCUAGCUCAUAGAGAUUCAGAAGCAGCUUCUGCUGUCCUCAUGGAGCUGCAGGAUCUAUCAGCAAAGCCUUCCUGCUUUAUUUGUUCAGUCUCAGAUUUU